Molecule: messenger RNA, 321 nt
Organism: Chondrus crispus (carragheen)
Lineage: Eukaryota; Rhodophyta; Florideophyceae; Gigartinales; Gigartinaceae
Exons: 1
Coding region: 1-321 (106 amino acids)
Source: RefSeq, a predicted model, not a curated record
AUGCUUUUGACUCAGCAAGAUGCAUGUGAGCCUGCGCGCAUCAUUGCGCUUUACGAGGAAGCCAUCCAAACCUCUGUCAACAGCACAGCCAAGAUAAACCUCGCUAUUAUAUUGGCAGACGGCUGGGGCGUCGAUCGCGACUUGCAUCGCUCAAGAUCGCUAAUUGAAGAUGUUAUCUGUCUGAGUGUGUUUGGCGACGAUGUUUCCGGCACGUUCCUUUCUGAUGAACCAUUCGGAUCUAUAUAUCGCCUAGCGUUGCUGUAUGAAAUGAGCAAGGACGCGGCCGUGCAUGAUAUACCCCGUGCAGCAGAGCUCUAUUAG